This is a messenger RNA of Leucoraja erinaceus (little skate), 3612 nucleotides long. RefSeq names its product zinc finger protein 414 (gene znf414). The transcript is spliced from 5 exons. Lineage: Eukaryota; Metazoa; Chordata; Chondrichthyes; Rajiformes; Rajidae. The coding region runs from base 606 to 1511 and encodes 301 amino acids. The record is from RefSeq and is a predicted model, not a curated record.
AUUUCUAUCCAGAGACGCUGCCUGUACCGCUGAGUUAUACUCCAGCAUUUUGGUUCAACCAGAACCAAAGCAGCAUCUGCAGCCCACAAGUUAUAGGAGUAGAAUUAGGUCAUAAAACUUGCAGUUCCUUCCGACACAUCUGCAGUUCCUUGUUUCUGUGCCUGUACGCGUGGGUGCUUCACCGUGCAGAGUUGUUUAGGGUUGUGUAUUUCGUGUGUGUGUGUGUGUUACUGCGCGCAGGCAGCUUGUGUGAUGAGCCUCUGAUCGGCAGCAGCAGCAGCUUCUUACUUCAUACAGCGACCGCCCCGCCACACAGCAUCGCGAUACAGCCACUGCUCAGAAACAUGGCUACAGUGUAGCCAGGGCCCAGUGUAGCCAGCGACAUAUUGCUACAGUGUAGCCAGGAUCCAGUGUAGCCAGCGACAUUCACUGCUACAGUGUAGCCAGGGCCCAGUGGAGCCAGCGACCAGUGAAGCCAGCGACAUAUUGCUACAGGAAGCAGCAGUGACCGGGGACUUCGUGAGGGCAGGCGAACCGUCGGGAUAAGAAGCUGCUUUGCUUGGAGCUUGGUGUUGGAUCCUUCUCAUUGGAGUCUUCACCCUACGAUGAGCACAGCCCCAGCCCCAGCCCUGGCCAAAACCAUGUCUUACAAGACGGAGUCAGAAAAGAGGGUGGUGGCCACCACAUUGUCGAUGGCGGGGAGAGUGUAUAAAUGUUGUGCAAAUGCCUGCAAUGAAUCUUUCCCCUCCAUGCAUCAGCUGAUGAAUCACUUGAAAACUCAUUAUAAACCAAACCGAUACUACAAGUGCCCAAGUUGUAAAUCUCGAUUUCAAAAGCACCAGUCCUACUCCAAACACGUGAGCGUGUGCGGCAGGGAGGUGAAGAGAUUGCCGCCGGAGUUGGACCCGCCAGCCAGGCCGCCAGCCGCUGCGGAGCCAGUGAAAUUUCAAAGCGUUAUCAUGCAGCUGGGGAGGGCCGGCAGUGUCCCCAGCUCCAAGCCUGUCGCCCUGUUCCCCGACACCUUGCCAAGCCUACAUUCUUCACUCAGCUCGAUGCCGCUGCUCCCCGCAACUCCGCACCCCUUCCCACUCCUGGAGCCAUCGAUGUUUCCCGCGCCCAGCCUGAGGUUUCACAGACAGGGGCACUCUGCCAUGCCCGGCCCCUUCAUCCCAUACAUGCACCCCGCACCUUACCCCCUUGCUCAAAGUGCCACUCUUCCACGACUCACACCAUGCUUCCCUUCUGAAAGUCUACCUUUCUCCAAUGCAGUCUGGAAGAAAAAUCCAGCUCAAACUUCCAGCAGCAGGAUUGUUUGGGAACACAGCCGGGGCCAGUACAGCUGUUUGCAGUGUCCCUACACCAGCGGGUCACGAGAAGAAAUGACAUUGCACAUUCAAGGGCACAACAAGACAGUGGUGGCCAGGUUACCCAGCGAGGCGGGCAUGUUCCUCAGUCCCACCGACAACUACACUGCUCUGUCAAUGCAGUUCAGUGAAUCUCUGUUAACUUGAGUUUUUUCCAUGGGGGCAAUGCCCUGCCGGUUGGCAAAGGUCGUGGGGGGGGGGGGGGGGAGGCAGGAGAAUUGGGGUCAGGAUGGGGAGAUAGAUCAGCCUUCAUUAAAUGGCGGAGUCGCCUCGAUGGGCCAAAUGGCCUAAUUCUACUCCUCUCCCUCAUGACCUUGUGUAUCUAGCAAGGCAGACACCAACCAUUCCCGCUUCACAGAUGAAACUUCAGCGGUGUGUUUUGCGAUUGUCCGUAAAUCUGGGCACAGUGAAGGGUCUGUCCCAAUUUUCCGAGUCAUUCACGGAUUCCCCCGAGUUUUGAAACCCGCAGAAUGUUCGUAAGGAGUCCGUGGAUAUAUCGUAGCGACUCAUUAUGCCAGCCUUAGGUACGCGGGGCUAUUUUUUUUUUACUCGUGGGCAUUUUUCAACUGGCUGGAAAAAAACGUCCUGACUUACCUGAUGCCCCAAGUACCUACAGCUGGCAUUACGAGCCGCUACGAUAUAUCCUACGGACUCCCUGCGAAUUUGAAAACUCGGGAGAAUUCGUGAAUAACACGGGGAAGUGGGACAGGCCCUUUACUUUCUCUCCCCCCCCCCAUCUCUAUCACCUUAUGUUGGAAGUUGACAUAAAGGUAUAAAGGCAAGCUUGCACAAAAGAAAUAGCCAUUUAUAUUUGCUAUGAAGGUAUGUAGCUGAAUGAGACUCUGGUUCUAAACUCAAUGGUGUUUUUGUUUCGCCCCUACUUUGUGGAUUUUAUUUCCCCCUUCUGAGGAUAUUCGCUUUAGUUUAGAGAUUAUUGCGCGGAAACAGGCCCUUCGGCCCAUCGAGUCUGCGCCGACCAGCGAGAUCGUUCGCCGGCGCCAUCCUACACAUACACACUCUCGGGACAAUUUACGAUUUUUACUGAAGCCACUUAACCUACAAACCUGUUUAAGAAGGAACUGCAGAUGCUGGAAAAUCGAAGGUAGACGCAAAAAUGCUGGCGAAACUCAGCGGGUGCGGCAGCAUCUAUGGAGCGAAGGAAAUGGGGCAAGGUUUCAGGCCGAAACCCUUCUUUGGAGCGUGGGAAGAAACCGGAGCACCCGGAUAAAAACCCACGGGGAGAACGUACAAACUCCGUACAGUCGGCACCCGUGGUCAGGAUCGAUCGCGGGACUCUGGCGCUGUGAGGCAGCAGCUCUGCCCGCUGAGCCACCGUGACGUGACGCUCACACUUCUUGCCGUUUGACCUCCUGGUGCCCUCUGGGGAUGUUUAGCAGAUUCCCUGCUAUACAUUUGUCUAAUUAUUUGACCACGGGUUUGUUGAAGAUAGAACUGCAGAUAGAACUGGAAAAAUCGAAGGUGGACAAAAAUGCUGGAGGAACUCAGCGGGUGAGGCAGCAUCUAUGGAGCGAAGGAAUGGGUGAUGUUUCGGGUCAAGACCUUUCUGGAAACUCAGCUGGUGAGGCAGCAUCUAUGGAGCGAAGGAAUAGGUGACGUUUCGGGUCGAGACCUUUCUGGAAACUCAGCUGGUGAGGCAGCAUCUAUGGAGCGAAGGAAUGGGUGACGUUUCUGGUCGAGACCCUUCUGGAAACUCAGCGGGUGAGGCAGCAUCUAUGGAGCGAAGGAAUAGGUGACGUUUCGGGUCGAGACCCAGAAGGGUCUCGACCCGAAACGUCGCCUAUUCCUUCGCUCCAUAGAUGCUGCCUCACCCGCUGAGUUUCCCCAGCAUUUUUGUCCACCUUUGCUUGAUUCUUUCUAGUUUUUUUUUGCUAGAUUUUUGUCCGCCUUUCUAAUAGUUCUCGCUGUUAGACCGUUCUUUCCGAGUUGUGACAUCUCCCUGUUGAAAGAUCUGAGUGCCAGUGGUAACGCUGCAACAAAACACUUUGUCAAUGAGUGCUGGAUCGUGUGAACCCUCUCUUGGGACAGUUUCAAACUUCUAAUUAUGGAACAAACCAUUACUAGUGUGAGUUUGUGUUUCACUGCUAUCUUGGCUGCUCCGUACUUGUGUGUUUGGCGCCAAAUAUUUUCUAUUUGUAUUUCUCUUUUGACCGUCUUUUUCCACUGAAAUUCAAAAGCAAUGAUGUGGUUUUAUGUCCUCCCAACGUUAUAAAACUCACCUUUCAUUUCA